GAGGGUCACCCCUCUGCCAAACAGGACUGCCCCUUCCUUCACCCGGGGCCACAACCACUUUACCUGGGAAGUGGAUGCUCCAGAAAUUUACAGGGGCAGGUGAACACUCACCAAGUGUUUGCUCUUUGAAGAUCAUGAGCGGUUUCUAACCAAACUUCUGGAGAGCGGCAGGAUCAUCAGCCUCUGUCUCCGGGAACCUGACGUCAUGAUGAGAGAAGCAGCUCCGAGGAAUCUUACCAGGUGCCUGACUGACGUCCUUCCCCCGCGGGGAGCUGGUGUGGUCGGAGGAGGGGCGUGCUGGUCACCAUGACAACAGAGACAGGGCCUGACUCUGAGGUGAAGAAGGCUCAGGAGGAGGCCCCGCAGCAGCCAGAGGCAGCCGCCACAGCAGCCACCCCUGUGACCCCCGCCGUCCACGGCCAUCCCGAGGCCAACUCCAAUGAGAAACAUCCGCCCCAGCAGGACGCUCAGCCUGCCGAACAGAGCCUAGACAUGGAGGAGAAGGACUACGGGGAGGCUGAUGGCCUGUCAGAGAGGACCACGCCCAGCAAGGCCCAGAAAUCACCCCAGAAGAUUGCCAAGAAGUACAAGAGUGCCAUCUGCAGAGUCACUCUGCUCGAUGCCUCUGAAUACGAGUGUGAGGUGGAGAAACAUGGCCGGGGCCAGGUGCUGUUUGACCUGGUCUGUGAGCACCUCAACCUCCUGGAGAAGGACUAUUUUGGCCUGACCUUCUGUGAUGCCGACAGCCAGAAGAACUGGCUGGACCCCUCCAAGGAAAUCAAGAAGCAGAUUCGGAGCAGCCCCUGGAAUUUUGCCUUCACAGUCAAGUUCUACCCACCCGACCCUGCCCAGCUGACAGAAGACAUCACAAGAUACUACCUGUGCCUGCAGCUGCGGGCAGACAUCAUCACGGGCCGCCUGCCCUGCUCCUUCGUCACACACGCCCUGCUGGGCUCCUACGCCGUGCAGGCUGAGCUGGGCGACUAUGACGCCGAGGAGCACGUGGGCAACUAUGUCAGCGAGCUCCGCUUCGCCCCCAACCAGACCCGGGAGCUGGAAGAGAGGAUCAUGGAGCUGCACAAGACAUACAGGGGCAUGACCCCAGGAGAAGCAGAAAUCCAUUUCCUGGAGAAUGCCAAGAAGCUUUCUAUGUACGGAGUAGACCUGCACCAUGCCAAGGACUCUGAGGGCAUCGACAUCAUGUUAGGAGUCUGUGCCAACGGCCUGCUUAUCUACCGGGACCGGCUGAGAAUCAACCGCUUCGCCUGGCCUAAGAUUCUCAAGAUCUCCUACAAGAGGAGUAACUUCUACAUCAAGAUCCGGCCUGGGGAGUACGAGCAGUUUGAGAGCACGAUUGGCUUUAAGCUCCCAAAUCACCGGUCGGCCAAGAGACUGUGGAAGGUCUGCAUCGAGCACCACACGUUCUUCCGGCUGGUGUCCCCUGAGCCUCCACCCAAGGGCUUCUUGGUGAUGGGCUCCAAGUUCCGGUAUAGUGGGAGGACCCAGGCACAGACCCGCCAGGCCAGCGCCCUCAUCGACCGGCCCGCGCCCUUCUUUGAGCGUUCCUCCAGCAAACGGUACACCAUGUCCCGCAGCCUUGAUGGAGCAGAGUUCUCCCGCCCAGCCUCAGUCAGUGAGAACCACGACGCAGGACCUGACGGUGACAAGCGGGAGGAGGAUGGCGAGUCUGGGGGGCGUCGGUCAGAGGCUGAGGAGGGAGAAGUCAGGACCCCCACCAAGAUCAAGGAUCUAAAGCCGGAGCAGGAAACCACGCCGCGACACAAGCAGGAGUUCUUAGACAAGCCAGAGGACGUCUUGCUGAAGCAUCAGGCGAGCAUCAAUGAGCUCAAGAGGACCUUGAAGGAACCCAACAGCAAACUGAUCCACCGGGAUCGAGACUGGGAGCGGGAGCGCAGGCUGCCCUCCUCGCCCGCCUCCCCCUCCCCCAAAGGCACCCCUGAGAAAGCCAACGAGUCCCAGAAGACCCAGGACACCUCUCAGCAGGACUUGGCACCUGAGCCUGGGACGGCCACAGGCUUGGAAGUGUUCACUCAGAAAAGCCUCGCAGCAUCUCCUGAGAGAGCAGGGCUGAGGGAGGGCUCCGAGGAGAAAAUCAAACCGCCACGUCCCAGGGCCCCAGAGAGUGACACGGGAGACGAGGACCAGGACCAGGAGAGGGACGCGGUGUUCCUGAAGGACAACCACCUGGCCAUUGAGCGUAAGUGCUCCAGCAUCACAGUCAGCUCCACGUCCAGCCUGGAGGCCGAGGUCGACUUCACGGUCAUUGGUGACUACCACGGCAGCGCCUUCGACGACUUCUCCCGCAGCCUGCCUGAGCUCGACCGAGACAAAAGCGACUCAGAAACCGAGGGCCUGGUGUUCUCCCGGGAUCUCAACAAAGGGGGCCCCGGCCAGGAUGACGAGUCUGGGGGCUUCGAGGACAGCCCGGAUCGAGGGGCCUGCUCCACCCCGGAUAUGCCCCAGUUCGAGCCGGUGAAAACAGAAACCAUGACUGUCAGCAGCCUGGCCAUCAGGAAGAAGAUCGAGCCAGAGGCUGUACUACAGACCAGAGUCACCACUGUGGACACCACCCAGGUUGAUGGGACUGCCCUAGGUGGGAAGGAGUUCAUAACAACUACUCCCUCCAUCACCACAGAGACCAUAUCAACCACCAUGGAGAACAGUCUCAAGUCCGGGAAGGGGGCAGCUGCCAUGAUCCCAGGCCCACAGACGGUGGCCACGGAAAUCCGUUCUCUUUCUCCGAUCAUCGGGAAAGAUGUCCUCACCAGCACCUACGGCGCCACUGCGGAAACCCUCUCCACCUCCACCACCACCCAUGUUACCAAAACUGUGAAAGGAGGGUUUUCUGAGACGAGGAUCGAGAAGCGGAUCAUCAUUACUGGGGACGAAGAUGUCGAUCAAGACCAGGCCCUGGCUUUGGCCAUCAAGGAGGCCAAACUUCAGCAUCCUGACAUGCUGGUAACCAAAGCUGUCGUAUAUAGAGAAACAGACCCAUCCCCGGAGGAGAGGGACAAGAAGCCACAGGAAUCCUGACCUCUGUGAAGAGAUGCUCGCGUUUCUGGUCCAACCCAAGCCAGAGAACCGCAAAGAAGGGGCCUUCAUUCUGGAUUCUCCGACACAACACUGACGUCCCAGCUGCAACGUACUGUCCCUGAUGAGAGACUGGGAAAGGAAAAGCAUAUAUAUAGAUAUAUAUAGAUAUAGAUAUAUAUACAGGAAACACCACGUCCUUGCACUGCUGCCGGGGCUGGCCGAGCAUUCGGCCGACAGCAACCAACAUCCGAACACCUACAUUUCCUUUGCAGACAAAUUCAAGACUCGGUGGGAUUUUUCAGGAAAAAAUGGUAACAACAAUAACCCCUUGCUUUCCCCUCCUCCCUUGGAGCCCUGCAGAACAACCAGGGCAAGUCAGACCUCGCUGAUUGUAGGAGUUCAAGUCGACCCUGGUUCUGCACGUUACAUUUAGUGGACGAGCGUUCUGUUUGUUCUUCUCCCGUGUCCGUUGCCCACUCGAAUGCAAAGGAAAACACUUUUGCAGCCAAGCAAGAGAAGCUGCAGCAGCAAGACACGCCCCGUCAACCAUUUUCCGAGAAAGAGCGAAAGUUCCCCACUUGGAAGGGAGGAGGAGGAACACUGGAUUAUUAUCUUUCGGGUCUUGACACUGGGCUGCAAAAAUCCACCUUCCUUUCUUCCACCUCCCUUCCCCCUUGACUCUCACACGUCUUGUCAUUUUCUGUCUCGGGUCCCUCUCCUCUCUCCCCCACCCCACGUCCUUCAUCCUCCAGUGUCCUGGUCCUGCUGAGGGCCACUGCGAUGACUCUCAUUGGAAACAAGAAAAAGAAAAGAAAAGCAAGAACGUAAAACCAAGCCACAGGGAGGUAGACAUUGUAUGUUUAUGGGUUCUCACUAUGGAGGUGCAGCUUGUAGGAGGUUUGUACGGAUGUGCUUUUAAGUGAUGUAUAUUACGUAUAACAGGAAACAAAUACUACAAUAAACCGUGCUGGUAAGUAUGAAGCUGACAUUUUAAAAUUAUAAUUAUCUGACUGUGAUUGAUAUAUCCCAAGGUUCCUAGAUCUCACUGAAUCGGCCCAGCCAAGGAGACCUGGACCCUGGCUGUAGGUCGCUCAUGGUAGGAGCUGACGGUUCAGUGUAGAAAUACAGUGUGUGGUGUUUGUAAUUUGGUUGAUUGAUGGGGAGGGGCGGGGUCCCCAAAUGGAGAGGCAGGGGUUUGGCAAGAAGGAAGCAGGCUCAACGCCUUCUCCCCACCGGGGCAGUAGCAGCCACGGUCUGGUCUGUGCUCAGGCGUGGUGUCCAGAGUUAGGAUUCUGCCACACAGGUCCCCUGGCUUAGUUCCCCUACCUCUCUAGAGGCUGGCCUCGGUUCUUAGUUAUCUCUUUUUUGCCACCUGGCUUGCCUUUCCCUGACCGCAUUGUGACAGCUAACUCCCAUCCAAAGAGAGGUGACACCUCUGGCUGCUGCAGAGGAUGGCGGCUUUCAUCCGGCUGUCUGAAGAUUCCCAGCUCAGCCUUUCUCUUUACCACUCCUGUAUUCUGUCCGAAUCAUUCUCUUCUUCCUGGGCCAAAGCAGCCAUGGUAGAGACUGAACACAGGGCAGGCCCUGAGAGGUCAAAACUGCAUUCCCAAAGGCUUCGCCUGCCCCAGAAUGAGCUGAGGAGGAAAGGCCAUGUGGCUGAGGCUCCAUCUAUGUAUAAGACCCUGGCUUUGGAGACCUUUCCUUCGGUCAGUGCCUGCGCUCUGAGCCUGUGCCCUUGGCACCCCAGAAAUGGCCUCGAGACCACAGAAGCCCUCAGAGAAGAGCCUGGCAUUGCCCUCUGGCGCGUGUGGGCUUUCCCAGGCUUUCCUGACGCAAGCUGCUUCCCCGAGCUCACUGAAGCUCCUUCUGAGGGAGGAUGUCUCUACUGCCUCUUAAUUUCUCAGCCCCAUUUCACUUACCCCUUCCUGCUUCUAAAGCAGUCAAUGAAUUCAUUCCACAAAUAUUUAUCGAGUACUUACUUGUGCCGGCACUAGUUAGGCUCAAGGAGAAAGUGUGAGGGGAGCAGUGGGACCUGGGAAGCCCCCUAGGCCAGCCUCACAUCUCCAACCCCUCUGCGAGUGUUUCUACCUUCUCUCCAGUGAUCAGACAUGGCCUGGGGGUUCCCUGCAGAGCUUGGGCUCGCUCAUCAGUUAGCCCAGUGACCCAUAUGCUUAGCUGCUUAACUGGUGCUGACCCGAGGCAGGACAAGAAUCCAGAAUAGUGUUUGCCUCUGUGGGCAAAAAUGGGAUGGAAAGAGGGCAGAGAGAGUCCUGCAGCAGGGGCUCAGAUGGCCCAGCCAACCCCAUCCCCCCGGAGCAGGCAGGUGGCCCACUCCAGCUCCCCCCGAGAGCAACAGCACACUUUGAAUGCACCAGGUUCUUUUUACAAUCCUGGGAGAGAAGCCACAGGACCUCCUUCCUGUCCUCUUCAACCUGAGAGCCCCCAGUCUUUCUAGGCCAAGAGCUGGAGUGGCUGCACCCUCUCUGUCUUUGUAGGAACCAGGUGUCCUCAGUGCCCUGGACAGACCUCAGAGGGGGAAUAUUUGUUCUUGGUUCUGCACCUGCAGACUCUAGGUGUGUGGCUUCAGGGCAGGGACAACGUGACCAGGCCUAGUUUGUGGGCCAGCCAGGGUUUGUGGAGAUCUCCAUCCCACCAAUGCUCUGACCUUCCUUCCACAGAGAGGCAGGCAGUGCCACCAGGGAGGAGGGGAGCUGUGAAGCUGAAAUCUAGGGCACUGUUUCCUCCCCAUCCUCCUCUUCGUAGAGAAUAUAGAUGUUUGUCUUGUCUGUCUUCAACCUACUUUUCCUUUUUGCCUUUUUACAUUUCUCAUCCUUUCCGUGCCACCUCUCUGCCCAGGAGACCAUGUAGCAUAGUGGAAGAAGUCCUGGGGGGCCGUCAGAAGUUCUGGGUGGCCAUCCUGGCUCGGCCCCUAACUCAUCACGUGCCAUUGGGUUAGUCCCAUCCCCCCUUGGGGCCUCAGUGUCCCCACUUGCAAAAUGAACAGGAUAAAGCAGAUGCUCUCCAUGGCCUUUUUCCACUCUGCCAGCCUACAAAUCUUUGUUUUCUCUUCUUUUGCUUUCUUGGGAUCUUUUCCAUCUGAGGGUACAGGAAAUGCCAGGACCUGUUUCAGUUUUUGAAUCCUGCAAGCACAUUCCAAGACUGGCCUGAAACUGCAUGAGCAACAUCACUCUAAAUAUAUUUUUUUUUCAAAAGCACCUUCCCAACCAACUGCGAUGCUGUCCUGGUCCUUUUUACUCACACCCCCCCUCUCCUCUCUUGUCCCCGCGCUCCCCCACCUCAGUGCUCCGUGCUGUAUGCGUGUGCUCUCUGUUCUUGUAUACUCAAUAAAAGUGAAAUAAAUGUGUUUGAGGCUGAACCACAAA
Vicugna pacos (alpaca) is the source of this 6437-nucleotide messenger RNA. The record is from RefSeq and is a predicted model, not a curated record. Lineage: Eukaryota; Metazoa; Chordata; Mammalia; Artiodactyla; Camelidae.